Molecule: messenger RNA, 681 nt
Organism: Microplitis demolitor
Lineage: Eukaryota; Metazoa; Arthropoda; Insecta; Hymenoptera; Braconidae
Exons: 2
Coding region: 1-681 (226 amino acids)
Cellular component (GO): nucleus
Molecular function (GO): DNA binding
Source: RefSeq, a predicted model, not a curated record
AUGAGUGGCACAGAGAAGAAGAAAUUGCUCAUUAUUGGAAAGUCACAAAAACCAAGAUGUUUUAAAGGUGUCAAAUCAUUACCUGUCGAUUAUGCUAACAAUCGUAAAGCUUGGAUAACGUCAGAAGUCUUUGAAAAAUGGCUUCGUGAUUGGGAUCGUGAUUUGGUGAAGAAGAAGAAAAAGGUUCUAUUGCUGGUUGAUAAUUGCCCGGCGCAUCCAAAUGUUACUGAUUUAAAGUCUAUAACACUUGCUUUCCUUCCGCCGAAUACAACAUCACUCGGAUUCAUUGAAAGCCACAACGGUUUACCUAUUCAUAUAUCAGAACAUGAAUUCGAUGAAGAAGAUGACAUUCCUUUACCUUUGUGGUCACGAAACCUAAAUUCUGAUUCUUUAGCAGCACCAGAAAUGUGGGAAGAUUAUGUUGACAUCGAUAGCGGUCUCGUCAAAUCCGAAGAACCCACCGAUGAAAAUAUCGUACAGAACAUUAGUGCUAAGGAACAACUCGAAAGUGAUGGGGAAGAGGAAGUCGAGGAAGCACCAUUACCUACCGCAGAAGAGGCAUUAAAAGCUGCAGAAUUAUUAUCACGAUUUGUUCACAGCAAUAUUGAAAAUGAUAAUUUGACCAUAGCUACAUGUCUUCUAUACACAAUAGUAUUAGAGACUGUUUUUACAAUAAAAUGA